AGUGUGGAAGGCGGAGCUUGGCCUGUGCAGAUACGGUGGCUCCGGAGCCCAACGGAGCCCGGUGGCAGCUUAGGUGGACCCGGCCGCACGGCUUGAUUGGAUGGGUGUUGAGCCCACACUGCCCGGCGGCCACUGUGUCCCACCCGAGCUGCUGCUCCUGUCCGAGGGUCAGGGUCUAGCAAGAGAGAGAGAGUGGGGAUGAAGGAGAAGAGACUCGAAGAAUGGAGACAAGACAGAGGUUGGCCUACCAAAGAGCUUUCUAGAUAAAAUAAAACAGGGGAAGCGUUGGUAGAUUCAAGAAUGAUGGAUCCGUGUUCAGUUGGAGUCCAGCUUCGUACCACACAGGACUGCCAUAAAACCUUCUAUACUCGGCACACAGGUUUCAAGACAUUGAAAGAAUUGUCAUCAAAUGACAUGCUCUUACUUCAGCUUAGAACUGGAAUGACACUUUCUGGGAAUAAUACAAUUUGUCUCCAUCACGUAAAAAUUUAUAUUGACAGAUUUGAAGAAUUACAGAAGUCAUGUUGUGACCCAUUUAACAUACACAAGAAGCUAGCCAAAAAGAAUCUGCAUGUAAUUGACUUAGAUGAUGCCACUUUUCUGAGUGCAAAGUUUGGAAGACAGCUCGUACCUGGUUGGAAGCUUUGCCCAAAAUGUACCCAGAUCAUCAAUGGAAGUGUGGAUGUUGAUCCAGACGACCGCCAGAGACGAAAACCUGAGUCAGAUGGAAGGACUGCUAAAGCUCUGAGGUCACUACAGUUUACAAACCCAGGAAAGCAAACUGAAUUUGCUCCAGAAAGUGGUAAAAGGGAGAAAAGGAAGCUCACCAAAAAUUCGAGCGCUGGUUCUGACAGACAAAUUAUUCCAGCAAAGAGUAAGGUGUAUGACAGCCAGGGCCUGCUGAUUUUCAGUGGCAUGGACCUCUGCGACUGCCUGGACGAGGACUGCCUGGGGUGCUUCUACGCCUGUCCCACUUGUGGCUCUACCAAGUGUGGGGCCGAGUGCCGCUGCGACCGCAAAUGGCUGUAUGAGCAGAUAGAGAUUGAAGGAGGAGAGAUAAUCCAUAAUAAACAUGCUGGCAAAGCAUAUGGUCUGUUAUCUCCCUGUCACCCAUAUGAUAUUUUACAAAAAUGAUCACCCAAAUAUUGACCAGCAAAGAG
Molecule: messenger RNA, 1160 nt
Organism: Arvicanthis niloticus (Nile rat)
Lineage: Eukaryota; Metazoa; Chordata; Mammalia; Rodentia; Muridae
Gene: Arl14ep
Product: ARF like GTPase 14 effector protein
Cellular component (GO): intracellular membrane-bounded organelle
Source: RefSeq, a predicted model, not a curated record